AUUGCAUUGCAAAAUUCUGGAAAUGAGGGGUAAUAUUCAUGCUAUCAGUUUCAAUUUUUCUAUAUACGGGCCAUCGAAAUUAGCUAGGAACGCCAAUAUGUUGGAUGGAUCGACCAGCGCUAACUUCCUGGUUAAUGGACAAAAUACGCUUGGCACUCCGCCCUAGGGACGGACAAACUCCACCUCGCAAGUCGGUGCAUGAUGGGAUGACUACCGUGUUACCGGUAUUGACUAGGAGCUGCUACUAAUAGUUUUAGAGCGGGGUUAUGUAUUCAAGUCAAAAGGUUGGAUUCCCCCAAACGUUUUCAGGAGACCCUUCACACUUAUGACCUGCUAUCCGUAACUCAACCGGUCGUUACCCACGAUUAGUUGUUGACAGAGUAGUCAUUCCUCGACUCGAAUUGCCUCCUUUAAGAACAUUACCAUCAUUCCGACUCUAAUCAUUGUCAUUUUCACGCACACCUAUUUGGGAAAGGACACCUAUCGGUACCGACAUAUGGGCUUGGCCUUGACCGCAGAGAUGGAUACAUUGUCACAAAAAUUCUCGGGUCUUUGGAGGGAUACCAAAUCAGUAUUCAAAACCAAGCACAUCGAAAAAUCACAGCCAGGGCCUGCCUUCAUCGCCGAAUGGGAUUAUCAAGUGGAAAGCUCCAGUAGUUUGGGAAGCUUUUCACAUCCACCACCAUCUCCGGCAUUAUCAUUCGAGCAGCUUUCUAAAGAUUCUGAUCACGGUACUAGAGAUAAAAGAUUCGGCAUUGCGCCAACUACCUUCACUUGUUUCGGGAAACUUCCUAUGGAACUUAGAAUACUGAUUUGGGGUAUGGCAUGUGAGCAGCGGCGAAAUGUCAGCAUUGAACUCAACCCAUCUUAUAAACAAGGUGAUCUUGCCCCUGACCAAAGAAGAAACGGAUACAUCUGCACAUCAAAUACACCUCAUCCCAGUGUCUUCUAUGCGUGCAAAGCAUCGCGAGAGGAAGCUUUCAAACAUUACAGCCUCCUUUUUCGAGAGAAGCUCUUCAGCCCCAGGUUCAGUAUUGAGAUCCAGCCGAGGAUAUGGUGCAAUCUUAAGGCCGAUACUUUAUGUCUAAAGUCGUUCGGUUGGAAUGACCGAGUUUAUGAGGACUUUUUCAAGAAUCUACCCGCGAAGGAUAUGAUAAGCUCUCUCGCUUUCAACAUACAGCCACUUAUCAAUUGCAAUUCCGGUCGAUUUGUCCCCGCGGAGGUCGAUUGGUACAACAUGUUCCGCAUCGUGAAUGCUUAUGGAGCUCGUGGCCUCGAACUGCGGGAGAUUAUCUUGUACUAUGAUGUGGAAGAGAACCGAACACAUCAGCCCGUGGUGUCGGAAUUCGUGGAGCUGGACUGGAGCGUAAUGGAUUCAAAUUCGCGAAAGACGAAAGAGUUGCAGAGGGUGCAGGGAGACUUAUUGAGAGAUUUAUCUAGUUGGCCAGUUCACCGCGAGCUGUUGUUGGACAGCCGGGCAAUUUAUUUGCGGGAAAUCCAAUCGAGGUUCAAGUUGAUGGAUCUUAAGGUCAGUUAUUGAUUACAAUACUAUCGGACACCUUUGGAGGACCCAUGUAAGAAUAAGAAGUAAUUCUUUGGAAUUUCUAAUUGAUUUCAAGAACUAUAAGAUCUCUAGCAUAGAGUAGAUAGCUAUU
Messenger RNA from Sclerotinia trifoliorum, 1655 nucleotides. Lineage: Eukaryota; Fungi; Ascomycota; Leotiomycetes; Helotiales; Sclerotiniaceae. The record is from the annotation of a GenBank genome assembly.